Vairimorpha ceranae is the source of this 1446-nucleotide messenger RNA. RefSeq names its product exocyst complex component sec3-like protein. Gene Ontology annotation, cellular component: plasma membrane; exocyst. The transcript has a single exon. Lineage: Eukaryota; Fungi; Microsporidia; Nosematidae. The record is from RefSeq and is a predicted model, not a curated record. The coding region runs from base 1 to 1446 and encodes 481 amino acids. Gene Ontology annotation, biological process: Golgi to plasma membrane transport; exocytosis. Gene Ontology annotation, molecular function: phosphatidylinositol-4,5-bisphosphate binding.
AUGGAAAAAGAAAUUGAUGAUCUCUUUUUAAAUGACAAUGACACAGGCUACACGGACAAAACAAUACAAAACCUUGAAAACUCUGUUCAUAAAUUCGAGUCUUUAUCGUCUUACUUUAAUUUAAUAAAAGAUAAAAUAUCUAACAUAGAUAUAAAUGCUGAAUUAUACAAUGUAAAAUUAGAAAGACUUGCAAAUGAAAUGAAAGAUAUUGAAGAUAAAAAUACAAAACUUGAAAAUGAAAUAUUAUACCAGACAUCCAUUUAUGAAACCUUAAAAGAUUUACUUAUUAAAUUAGAAAUAAAAGAAGAACAUUUUAUAAAUCUUGAAACCGAGUCUUUUACAGGUGAAGGACUAAUAAAAAUUGAAGAAGCAGUAGAGGCCUUAGAAAACUUUUUUGUAACAGAUUUUACCAUACGUGUUGUAACAGAAAAACAACAACGUGUUAAUGCAACACUUAUUAUGUUUUAUAAUAGAUUUAUUAAUUUUAUAAGUAAUUUGUUAAAAAAUGAUAAAAGCACUGAAGAUUUUAAAGUUCAUAGCGAAUUAUAUCAAAAAUUAGAAAGAUAUAAAUAUUUGUAUAAAAUGUCUGAAAGAUACGAUAAAAUAUAUGCGAAAUUAUGCAAUUUAUACGUAGAUCAUGCGAGAAUUAAAUAUGAGAGAGAGUUGGUUUUAUACCUUAAAAAAUUGUACGGUUUAAAUAUUGAAUCUACAACAAAAAGUAAUCUUGAACAGUCUGUACAGACAGUCCUAGAAACUUAUCAAUACAUUUUAAAAGUAGAAAAUAAUUUUUUGUGUUCUAUGAACAUAAAGACAGAUCUUGAAAAUAUUUUUACAAAGGAAAAUCAGAUGAUUUAUAAUUUUUUUAAAGAUUUAUACAAUAAAUAUAAUAUUGAAAUAAUUUGUUAUCUUAAUAACAAUAUAAAAGACACAUCAAAAGAUAUCGAAUUGUAUAAAAAGUUCCAAGAUGAGUUGAUAAUUUUGGUGGGUAAAUUAAAAAAGAACUUUUUACAAAAUGAAGCAGAGCUAAAAGAUGCAGAAAAAGGAGUUGAAAGAUUUGAAAAAUAUGUUAAAUUAAGCGACAUGGAAGAUUUCAAUAAUACUUUGCUUAGAAUUAAUACUUCUAGAAUAAAAAGAAAUCUUGAUAAGGCAGAUAUUUUUAAUGUUAUAGCGAUAAAAAGACUUUUUGAUAAAUUACAAGAUAUUUACGAAUGUAAUUGUGAAGAAUAUCACGACGCUAUAAAAGAAUCUGAUAAAAAAUUGGAAAAAACAGUGAUAGAUUAUGUUUUUGAAGAUGGAGAUGAAAUAGAACAGAUUAAAAAAAUUCAAACAAACAUUAAAGGCACAAAAAUUUUUGUGAAAAAAAUCAAAUCUCAGAUUUUUGAUAUCAUUAAAAGUAACUUAAAAGACGACAAGAAAAAGCUUGCAAAAGAUAUUUUAUUAGAGUGA